UCAUUUUUCGUCCUCCAUAGCUGUUGUCACAACGGCUGUUAGGACGAUUAAUAUUUUAAUUUGAAGUUAUUUACCGGAGGUUCGUUCUACGUUGCCUAGCAGCUACUUACCCAAAACGCUUUACUGGUAACGAACACUCUCCGCUAUUUCACAGCAUAUUCAUAUACCAGUAACACCCAAGCAUGACUUCAUCCAGCGGCGCCUCCACCUUUCCCCCCUUCAAGUUCUGCCCGCGCAGAGAGAUUGUGGAUUGGCGUCGCAUUAAUGCAGUGGACAUCGACCUGGUGGCGAGUCAGAUAGAUGUGGAUGCUCUUCAGGAGCACUUAACCACAGUGACUUUCUGCAGCUUGGACGGGGAGCGAUGCCAGCGAUGCCAGAGCCCCGUGGACCCGGCUCUGGUCAAGCUCUUCCGGCUGGCCCAGCUCACAGUGGAGUGGCUCCUUCACUGCCAGGAAUGUCUCACCCUCAAACUGCGUGCGGUGGAAGAGAGGCUGACAGCUUCCAGCAAGGAGUGUGAGCAGCUGCUGGCUCAGCAGAAGGAGCAGGAGGAAAAGGUGAAGAUGCUAACCAGCGAGCUCAAGCAGAGGAAGAAGAUUAUUCGCACCCAGCAGUCCAUGUUCGCGCCUCAAUCAUCAGCAGCCAGAAGUGCCGACAUUGUGAGAAGCUCUUCCUUAAUGCCUCCUUUCUCCAGAGUCACACGCAGCGUCACCACCCUGACAAGUACUGAGUGGACAUCUGGAAGAUGUUCAUGCGGAGCUCCAGGUGCAGCAGCUGUCUUCCCCCAGCAGUAAUGUCACUGCAGCUGUCGAUGACCUCAAUGCUGAGCCAUUUCACUUUCAUAGAUACAAUACACAAGUCAGAACACCCCCUGUUAAAUAGAGCAUACAAAACUACAAAAACUGAUGGAGACGCUUUCUAAUUUAGCAGAGAGCUUGUAGACAAAGACACAUUUUAAUGCGCAGACAUCUGCUUCUUGCUGCCUUAAGAGAUUCGGCAGGUGAUUAUAUAAUUUUCUUAUUCUCAGCAGAUCCCUUAGAAAGCCCAAAGCCAGCAGAGUGCUGCUCUUCUCAGUGCUUUCUGACUUCCUGAUCCUGUUAUUGUACAUAGUUAUUUUACCUGCAUGAUUAAAUUAGUGCCCUGUGGGGUGAAUGUUUGUUGUGGGGGCCUGUUGACCCCCCCACUGCGCCUGGCAGUUUUAUUAUUUCCUCAUGCACCCAGAAACCAACAAAUCUUUCUGGUUUCAGCUUCUCAAAUCCAAAUGUUGUUUUUAAACUCAGUGUUUUGGAGUUUUUUUUUUACUGUUGGUUAGACAGAAUAGCAACAUGUUACCUUGAGCCUUAGGGAAUAGUGGUGGGCAUUUUCUGGCAUUUUAUACACUGAGCAAUAAAUGAUUAAAGAUAUCUGUCAGGCGAUAUGGAAAAGAACUUCUAGCUGCAGGCUUAACAGUUGCUCUAUGACAGAAUAAUAUGGCCUUACCUGAGGGUUUCCAGGUUUCACAUGCCUGAUUUAUCAUUUAAGAGAGCUUUUCUUCAAACCUAUGAAUAGAAGACUGAUUUUUAACUUUAUUUUUGUUGAAACUGAUUUUUCCUUAAAUAAAAGACGUGUUUGUUCUGCA
Messenger RNA from Monopterus albus (swamp eel), 1615 nucleotides. RefSeq names its product zinc finger protein Dzip1-like. The record is from RefSeq and is a predicted model, not a curated record. NCBI's taxonomy places the organism in Eukaryota, Metazoa, Chordata, Actinopteri, Synbranchiformes, Synbranchidae. Gene Ontology annotation, biological process: cilium assembly. Gene Ontology annotation, cellular component: ciliary basal body; cytoplasm. The coding region runs from base 183 to 791 and encodes 202 amino acids. The transcript has 4 exons.